UUUGUGCGUGCGCCGUGGUUAAGAAAACAACGCAUGUUACUUCAAAUCGGUUUAAUAUUUAUAUGCGGCUCGAAAAUAUUAAAAAAUCAAAUAAAACUUUAUUUUUAAAAAUUACGCUAACUUCAAAUUGUAUUUCUCUAAUGUUAACAAAAAUACAUAUAUAAACACAAAAAACAUAAAACCGUAAAUCAAAUCUUAAAAUAAAAUAACCUCAUGAAAAUCCCAUCAAUAUAAAAAUAAAAUAAUUAUGAAAUAUGUAUUUAAACAAUUAUUUUGGCCACUUUGUAUAAUCUGGUGCAUGUUUGGGUGCCCAACAAACAAAUAAUAAAAUUUAACAACAAAUUACUUGUUGGCAUGUGAAAUUUAACAACUUGUAAAAACAAAUCAAACAAACCAAAAAAUUUACUACCAACCGCACAAGAAUUCGCAACAAAGAUUUUUCACUUCUUCAGUAAUUGCAACAAAAAAUAAUAUAUUUAUUAUUAAUUAAAAAAUUUAACAACAAAAUGUUUAUUAAAAAUCUUCAUGUCUUGGACAUGAAUUGAAUGAAAUUGUUAAACGAAACACUUGCGAAAGUUACAUAAAUAAUAAAAAAAAGUGUAUAAAAUAAAAAAAAAAAUAAUUAAAAAAACGUUAAUAAAUUUUUUAAGAAUGGUUACAUGCAAAUCGGAUAAUCAAGUUGUUGCAAUACCUAAAAUGAAUUCAGUUCGUACACGUAAAACAAAUGGUAGUAAUUCAUCUGGCACCCGUCUAUUGGAAAGCGAUCAUCAGGAAUCUUCAUCCAGUGUUAGCCGCAAUUCGGUCUAUAAAUUAAAAAUCGAUUUAAUGUUUGACGAUACCAGUCGUUCCACCCGAAGCAAUCGCCUCGAUGAUCCUCAUGGCUCUCAUCGCACCCGUUCCAUUAUUAUGUACGGACGCAGUGAAUUGGCCAGUACAGCAGGAGAGAGCUCGCGUUCAAUUACUAGUUACCUGCACGAAACGAAUGAGACAGCGAAAAUUCUAGCCGAUAAUACGAAAAAAGAUGUUCAACGUAUUAGCAAUAGUGUGCAGGCACAAAUCGAACAAUUAUUCACAGAUGUGGCCAAAGAUGCAACAAGUAGUUUUCCUGUCACGUGUUUGGGUUCGCUGCCACUCAAAGAUAAAGUAACUAGCUUGCAAGGUCUACAGGAACCGUUAAGAGAACUUUAUUUGAGGGAAAUAAAUGAUGAGAAACAAAAUGCGGGUACUUUGGAUAUUUGUGCAACAGGCCUGAGAGUGAAGACCAACAAUUCACAUAAUAAUUUAAAUAAUGACAGCAGUAUUACACCAUUUCAUAAUAUUGCAGUUUGGUCCGCAGUUAAAUUCACAGUAUCACAAGAAGAUGGAGGUGCUGCAUUUUUACCGCUCAUUACUUCACCCGAAAAUAUUGACAAGUCCACAUUAUUUCAACCUUUAAGUCCUUUGGAGCAGAAACGAUUGGCCAACAACCAACAUGCACCCAUUUUUGCUGUAGUUAUGCGUUCAGCUGGUAUGCCCAAAGUUUUGGAAUGCCACGGUUUCAUUUGUAAGAGCACUGAAGAUGCCAUCGUUAUUGCUGCAACUCUAUAUCAGAGUCUAAUGGCUCACGUCAGCUCAAAUUCACAUAGGAGUACAAAACGUCGUACGCCGCGUAAUCAAAAUGGCGUUAGUUGCAUAAGUAUUGCUAGUAGUUCGGCUGUAACUGGUUCAAAUUAUCACUCGCGGUCACAGUUGGCAUCAGGUGGACGGAAAAGUUCAUUUCGCAGUACGUCUGGCAGUACGGUUGGUGCAUCCGUUGCUUCUCGUUCAAGUCGGAAGAAACGCGUUUCGAAUAGUUCCCUUAGUUCGAGCAGCAAUGUUAUCAAUGAGGCUGUGGAAACUUCAACUGAGGAGAGAAAAAGAAAAUCACACAAGACCAAAAGAGCUCCCCCAAUACCAACCACUAUACCGGGAGAGGCGUCUAGGAAAUUACACUCAUCUGUACGUAAUAAUUCAAUAUCUAGAGACAAUUGCAAUUCUCCAUCGAAUUCGUAUCUGGAGAAGGCGGAGAAUAAUCUUAGAAGUUCACAUCGUUCUCAUUUGAGCCAUUCGAAAAAGACUUCGGGUGAUAGUGUCUAUAAAGCAUCGCAACUUAUUGGAAAUGGUAUAGCUCCAGCGGUGGUGGCAGCAGCAAUUGCCUCAUCAAAUACUGGAUUGCGGAGUGGUGAGAGUGGAGAUAUAUUUACGCGUGUAGCAAUUCCUAGAUCCGGUAGCUUCCUGAACACAGGAGGCCUUACACGGUACAAAUCCAGAGCAGCACGUCGUAAUUCGGGAAAAAUUGGUGGAUCAAAUGGCGGUGGUGGUGGUUCACCACUUGGUUUCAGCGAACUCUUCAAUGAAUUUCGUUUGCACGAGAAUCUGCAUUCACUGGAUGAUAUUCUUUCUGCUAUUAUUGAUGCGGACGGCAUGUCGUUUAAUGAUCUAAAGCCGAUCUACAAGGAAUUUCUCCUUAAACUAGCAGUCACCCUAACGAAGGAUGAGUUAUUUCAAAGAUCAAAGAACAUAAUGCGUCGUCAAAAGAAGAAGAAACUUAAACGUAAAAUAUAUUCCAGUGGUUCCCAAAAAAAACCGAAAACCCCAAUUUUUGGUACAAAAAGUUUGAAGAAGGUUUUUCAGUUAGGUCAGUUUCGCUCGUGUCGUGGAAAGCCACCAAAACCACCCCGUAAUAAAGACUUGGAAAAUCAUCGCAAAUCCGAACCUCCGCUUAUCAUUGGACCACCCACAACAAUAUCCUCCCACCCAAAUCACCGCCAGCUACACGGACAUCAUCAUCAGCACCAACAUCAACACCAGCACCAUCAUCAACAGCAUCAACGUAAUCGUGUGGCUACCAGUGGCUCAGAUGUGUCUGUGAUACGUCAUGAGAAUGCAUUUCAAGGACUAAAUCGGAACAGUAGCAGUGGAUAUGUCUCCUGUUCGGAAUGCAGUUACGAUUCGGAAUCAUGUACUUGUACAUCGGCUGAUCGUUGCUAUUGCAGUCUUCGCACAGAUCAACUUGACAGCCAUGAAUUGCGUCACAUUAAUGAACGGCGCAAGCCAAAACCUAUUAAUAGCAUCAACAAUAUGAAUCGUCAUUCGUUGAUCUCCUGCCAGUCGGACGACAAAUGCUACUGCUCGAUGGUAGAGGAAGAAGCACACAAUACAGCUGAUGAUGAAACGGCUAACGCACAUUCCGAUACAACCUGGUGUGAUACCGACAGCUGUAUAAGUGCCAGUAAAUGUUAUUGCAAGAGAAUUGAAAGUCGUUCCAAUUCCAGACAUAUUGAUAACAACAGCAAAAAUAAAUCACCAAAACGAAGAUCACGCUCCAUGACUCGUAAGACAUCCGACAAACUAGCAGUUGACUAUGAACUGUUCAAUAUCAAUGGUAGCAACAAACCCAUACAGCCCCACGAAGCAUUGAGUGUGAAGAAAAGCGUAGAGGCAGCUGCCAUUUUUGCAGAUGUCAAAUUGAGUCAGACGACGGAUAUAAAAAGUCUAUGUUCAGGUGGUUCUACCAAACUUAAAAACAUGGAUAGUUGUCGUUCUUACUCGGUUGCGGCACGCAAACAGACGCAGUCUUAUCGUAAGCGUGAGUCAUUUAGUAUUGGGCGCCGGAAUGAGCGAAAUCAAUUGCCUCCGCAUAAUCUCUCAUCCAAUACUCUUUCAUCACAAAAAUCCUGUAGUGCUGAUGAUAUACUUAAGCAAUUAUCGUAUAUUGAGAAGAAUAUCGCCCGAGCAGCCUCGGUACACAGUGGAAAGAGUAAAACGCGCGAUAUUAUUUUAAGAGAAAAUUUUCAAAAUAACUAUCAAUCGAUGCGUGCUGUAAGUGCCUCUCUCGAGGACACUUUAGGAUAUUUGCCAUAA
Messenger RNA from Lucilia sericata (common green bottle fly), 3882 nucleotides. RefSeq lists its product as uncharacterized. The transcript has 8 exons. The record is from RefSeq and is a predicted model, not a curated record. The coding region runs from base 652 to 3882 and encodes 1076 amino acids. Lineage: Eukaryota; Metazoa; Arthropoda; Insecta; Diptera; Calliphoridae.